Molecule: messenger RNA, 4503 nt
Organism: Penaeus chinensis
Lineage: Eukaryota; Metazoa; Arthropoda; Malacostraca; Decapoda; Penaeidae
Exons: 6
Coding region: 16-1959 (647 amino acids)
Biological process (GO): adenylate cyclase-activating G protein-coupled receptor signaling pathway; cell surface receptor signaling pathway
Cellular component (GO): membrane
Molecular function (GO): G protein-coupled receptor activity
Source: RefSeq, a predicted model, not a curated record
UCCAUCUUCCUGACGAUGUCUCUGUUCAUCAUGUGUCGCCACGCCAACCUCUCGGCCUCCGUCAAGAACAAGGAACACACUAAGUUGGCCUCCGUCAGUGGUGGAGAGGAGAGUGCGCUGCUCGACAAAAUGCAGGCUCAUGUGAGCUGGGUCCGAGGCGCCGUCGUGCUGAUGUUCCUGCUGGGGCUGACGUGGACCUUCGGCCUCCUCUACCUCAACCAGGCGUCCGUCGUGAUGGCCUACGUGUUCACCGUCCUGAACUCGCUGCAGGGCUUGUUCAUCUUCAUCUUCCACUGCGUCCAGAACGACAAGGUGAAGAAGGAGUUACGUAGGGCGGGUCGCCGACACCCCUGGCUGCGGGCGUGCCUGUGCGCCGCCCACGACCGCUCGCAGACCGGCAAGGACGCCCGCACCUCCCACAAUGCCGCCUCCCACUCACAGUCGAACUCGCACUCCUCGCAUACACUGGUCCCUCGCCUGACGUCCGGCCGCUGGACUCGGGGGGGAAGCAAGAACAGCACCACCACCUCCUCCUCGCAGGCCGGGGGGGGAAUGCCCCACCUGCCUGCGGGGGCGUCGGGGACAGCAGCGGGGGGAGCGGGAAUGGGAAUGGGGGCGGGCCCGGUGCGGGCGGGGUCGCUGUCCAGGGCCUCCCUCUCCAGGGGGUCGCUGGGCAGGGGGUCCCUCUCCCGGGCCUCGCUCUCCCGCACCCCCCAGAGGAACAGCAGCAGCCGCUCGGCUCGCCUCCACCACCACAACCUGCACACCCGCACCGCAGCGCUCGACCACGAAGAUGAGAAGUACUCGUUUAAGUCGUGCGGCCGAGACAGCGGCCACGGCGGCUCCGAGCAGGAGGACUCGCCGCGCGCCGGCCCCGCCGCCAAGCUGGCCGCCCUGCGCCUCAACAACAACGUGGCGCCGCACCUGCCGCCCGACCACCUGAUCAACCCCUUCACCACGGCCGCAGGCGCUGCCGCAGCCGCAGCCGCCGUCGGCCACGACCAGCCGUCGCCCGGCCCCGAGGCCCUGCUGCCCGACUACCGCCUGGGCGGUGAGGCGCCCACACUGCGCCUGCCGUCGUCGGGCGCCGGGCCCCGCGGGCACCGCACGCACUCGCCCUGGAACCACACCUACACGGAGAUCCCUGACGGCGCCGUGGCGGCCGGCGUGCGCGGCGCAGGUGGCGAUGGCGGCAGCGACCCCGUCUACGAGGAGAUCGAGCGCGAGGGUCGCUCCGAACUGCAGGUCAGCGACCUGAGCGACGAGGACGGGCGGCGCCACAGCUCGGACAUCUCGCGCCAGUCGUCGCGCUCUUACGGCGACCACCGCCCCCUGCUGCCCUACACCCUGCCGGACCGCCAUUCGGGCCCCCACCACCACCAGCCCCUGCCGCAGUACGACCCGCGCCUCAAGGCUCGCCCCCGCCACCCCGACGGCCUCGACGACUCGCACACGCUGCCCGGCGGCCGUCUGGGCCCGCACCUGGGCGGCCACAUGGACCACACCGUGGUGAGCCCGGGCCACAUCCUGCCCAUGUCGCAUCCCGCCGUGACCUCCGCCCACGCCCUGCCCCCCGGCAACGGCCACAUCAGCGGCCACAUCAGCGGCCACCAGUAUCUGGAGGCGGCGGCGGCACCCGGCGGCCAGCGCCUGGCGGACGGCGAGCGGGACAUGCUGGACGCGAUGGCGCAGUACAGCCCAGCGGUGCUGUCGGCGCUGGGGCAGGCGCUGCCCGUGGUGCACCCGCUGAGCGAGCCCAACCUGCGCAACUGGGAGGCGGCCCAGCGGCACCGCGACCUGCAGCAGCUGCAGCAACUGGGCGAGAUGACGGUGGCGGUGCUGAGCGGCGAGCAGGUGGUGUGCAAGCUGAAGCCGCCGCUGGCGCCCAUCCACGAGAACGCGGGCGCGACGACGCAGGUGGAGCGCCACCCGCAGCCGCCCACCUACAGCCACUGUUAAGAUCCGUGUACAGUCCUAGUUGUGUACAUACGUGUAUAGUGCUUUAAACCCAUUAAAGGCCUUUACGCUUUAUGAAUGUAGGUAUGCGAGUGUGCGAAAAAGUGUAAAGUAAACUCACGAUAAUCAUUAAUCUCUGUUCUUUAGACGCUGACGACGCAAAGGAAACGAAAAACUGGACCGACGGCGAGUCUUUCGCAAAGUGAACAUGAUGAACAAGUGACUCACUGACUCGGUUUUCCCUCGCGAGGAAAGAGAGGAUUGCCGGUUGGCUGUCAUCCUAGUCAGGUCGCAAGCAGGAGGAGGAACACGCUGCUGUGUGUCCAUCCUUCGAGGCGAAUUCCUAUCGAAAUGCCAAAAUCAAAGGUGGCCCUGCUUCCUUCCUUAAGUGUGAACUUAAAAACAUUUCACGGGAGACAGUACUUGUGUUAGAGAAAAACUGAGAUAGAAAAAAUAAGUUUUUUUUAAGGGGACACAGAAAGCGAGACUUUCAGAAAGUCGAAUUCAGACGAAAAACAAAACGAAAAAAAAAACACGAUGGGGAAUAAAUGAUGACGGUGGUUUGGAUGUGAAAUUACACGAGUAUUUUUUGCUUGCAUUUCUUUCCAUUAACUCUCGGCACUCAAGCUCCUCCUGCUGUGACCAUCGCCAGGCACGCUGCUGCCCGGACCCCGCUCGCUGACUGAAGCAACAGCAGCAGCAGCUCCGACGUGUGUGAACUUAUUUAUUGCACAAUUUCUUUGGAUGAUGAUGAUGGUGACUGAUGAUGACGGUGGCGAUGAUGAUAAAAAAAAAAUAUUCCCAUAAAAAAAACGGCAAAAAUACUUUGUAGAUAGUCACAUUAAGGACACAUAAUGAAUCUAAGGAGAAUUCUGUUUUUUGUGACCAUUGGAACCAAUCUAUGGAGUGUUUCCUUCAAGCAUUACAGGAUAUCAGAUGCGGCUUAAGAGGCCUUUCUUUGCAUUUUAUUUGCAUAUUUUUUGUUCUUUUUUGUCUGCUUUGUUUCAGGAAGUUCUUCGUAGGAUCAAGUAACCCAAGUUCAGAUUUAGGAAGCUCUAUUUGAUCGACGAUUUAAAUGAAAUAAAAAUAGAAAAAAAAGUAAGAGAGUGGAUCGUCUAGGCUCACAACAAGAGGAACCCAGCGAGAACGUCCCUUGUAGAAAGACAAUGUAGAUAAUGCUAAAAUGGUUGUACAGUAGAGUGAGGAGAAGAAUCUGAGAGAGAGAGAGAGAGAGAGAGAGAGAGAGAGAGAGAGAGAGAGAGAGAGAGAGAGAGAGAGAGAGAGAGAGAGAGAGAGAGAGAGAGAGAGAGAGAGAGAGAGAGAGAGAGAGAGAGAGAGAGAGAGAGAGAACGUGCGUGCGUGCGUUCGUGAAGGACUUCGUAAGUGAUUGAGUGUGAGAUAGUAAGAGAGAGAGAAUAACUUGAUGUUGAAUUCCUCAGCAUCUGAGUUUGAAAAAAUAAAACAAAUGGACAAUUUAAGCAUGACGAUAACCUCGAAAGCAACCAUCUUUAAAAAAAGAAAGAAAUUCUAACAUAAGUUUUGUACUUGUAUGAGGGAAAAACUAAAGAGAAAAUGUUUGAUUCUUGUGACAGACAUUGACUCUGUUCAGUACAGGGCGCUGGGGUCCCUCGCCAUUCCACAGAGGGAGGAGGGCCGCGGUAGACCCCUCCCCCCCCCCUUGUUGAUCAUUAUUAUGUAAUACAGCUUCCUCUUGUUUGUGCGUUUUUCUUCCAUAGAUGUUUCAAUUCUCAUUCAUUCUAACAUUGUUAUUAUUGACAGAUAUAAUUCUUUGUGUGUAAGAUGUCACGAAGAUAAAUGUCUUUUUUUAAAUGAUUUUGUUUUUCUUUGUUACAACUCUUUUCUUCUUCUUUUUUUCAUUUUUCUAUCUCUUUUAAUAUCAUUAUGGCUGAUUCGUCUAACUUUGGAGAGACACUUAACACACGCACCAAGAUUUUUUUUUUUUUUUUUUGUAAUGUCUUUACCAGUUUGUUGUGAGAAACGCAUUAAAUUUGUCUCUGUUUUGUUAUCGUUCACGUUUAUUUUAAUUUUUUUUUUUUUUAUGUCAUUAUCUUGGCCGCAUUUUAACGCUCUUGACACUCUUUAGCUUUUAUUGUUUGUAACUUGUUUUAAACUUGAUAUUUUUGUACCCGGAAAAAAUACACAUAUAAGAAUACGUUUUUUAUCAAAAAUUCACAAUUGAAAUGAACGACUAGUAUCAUUUGAUCGCAUUUUAUAUUCGGCGCGACACUUUCCACAAAUCAUUUGGGGAUUAACUUUCCUAUUUAUUCAGUAACCUGUACGGCAAAACUCGGAUCGCGAGUCUUUUAAUAAGAGUGUCAGACAUGUUGGCUCAUCAUAAAAUCUCUAAUAAAAAUACUAAAAAACUUCAACUAACUUAUAUUUCUGUGCCUCUCUCCCAUGUGUAGUCAUUGUAUAGAAUCAGCUCUGUUUUGUAAUAUUUUGUAUGUAAACUGUGAUACAUGUAUUAAAUGAAACAAGAAUCUAUCGCCAAAUUGAUAUCAAAUAAAUUAUUGUGAAAAAAAAAAA